Messenger RNA from Orcinus orca (killer whale), 4123 nucleotides. It is a transcript of the gene LYPD8, whose product is annotated as LY6/PLAUR domain containing 8. The coding region runs from base 2602 to 3309 and encodes 235 amino acids. The record is from RefSeq and is a predicted model, not a curated record. Gene Ontology annotation, biological process: defense response to Gram-negative bacterium. Lineage: Eukaryota; Metazoa; Chordata; Mammalia; Artiodactyla; Delphinidae. The transcript has 6 exons.
GUCUAUCCACCUCAUUACAAAUAGCUCAAUUUCGUUUCUUUUUAUGGUUGAGUAAUAUUCCAUUGUAUAUAUGUGCCACAUCUUCUUUAUCCAUUCAUCUGAUGAUGGGCACUUAGGUUGUUUCCAUCUCCGGGCUAUUGUAAAUAGAGCUGCAAUGAACAUUUUGGUACAUGACUCUUAAAAUAUAUUUAGAGCCUGGAGUUUUUCGAGAGAUGGUCAUAUUGAAAAUGUCCUGAGAUGAUUACUGAUUUGGUCCUAGACAUUGAUUUGUUGCCUGCCACAAAGAAAGCCCAGGAAAACUGUCAGUGACUGAGUUGAUGGUAAUCAUAGCAAAAUGUCCUUGGACCAAAUUUAUAAUAGUGUAUACCCCAUGCAAAGAGCACCAUGUGUUUCCUCUUAAUCUUUAUGAAAAGUUGGAUAUUGUGGAUGUCCCUUUUCUCUCAGGUGAGGAAACUGAGACUCAGAGAACUUGCAACUAAUGGUACAGGCUUAAUCGAUCUGUAGGUGGCAGCAGCGUGCUCUGAGGUCGGGCCCCACCUUAACCCCUGCCCUAUGUGACCUGGUGUGUCCCCCUAGGCUGUGGUGUCACUGGUGCAAACUCUAGGAGCAGUAACUGUAGUGGGAGUAAUCAUUUUUUGGAGUCCCUACAACAUGAUGGAUGUAUACUAAGUGUCUGUCCAAGAGAUCUCCUUUAACUCUCAGAAUUACUCUUAAGGAGUGAGUGGCAAUGCUUUUCCCAUUUGACAAAAGGGGAACUCAAGACUCAGAGGCUUACCACCUUACACAGAGCAUGGACUAUCUCUCAGGUCAUGCACAUUUCUCCUGCAUGGUGCCUGCAGUUAGGGACAGCAAUUUCAUUAUUUUUAGCCUGUUCUCACGUUUCCAAGGUGGAGGAACAAGCCAGUCAACGAAAGCUCCCAGAAGCAAACAUAGAUGGAGAGCAGACGAAGCAGGGGUGGAGGUUCUCGACUGAACCCUUUGCUUAGCUCUCGGCUUGGACACCUGUUGGAGUUCCUGCUCUGGCCAUCCUGCCCUGAUGCUGCACAUCUCUGCAUGUUUAUUCCAAAACAGAGUGGACUCUUCUAAGAACUCACCUCAAAGCUUUGUCUGCUAAUGAUCGAGGGAAAUGGGAGAAGCCCAUUUCCCACAGUGGUUCUGAUUCACACCCUAGGAUAACUCUCCAGGAUCCAAGUGAGUCCCAGAUUGCCCCACAGAGUGGUCAUAAGGACAGCCAGCCUUGUCUUCUUCUAAGGGGAUAAUGGAGCCAGGGUGACUGAGGUGUGCCCACUGUGCUUAGUUUAAGAGCAAAAGUUGGGAUGUGUGUUGAGACCUUGUCUCUCUUGGGUCCCUGGACAUCUUGGCUAGUCAGGAGGGUUUGCUUUAGCGGGGUGUCUUCUUGUAAUACCUUGUGACUGACCCCAGCCCUUGGACCCUGAUAGCCCCGCAGUGAUGACAGAGAGGUGACCCUGGAACAGGGAGGAGGAGAGCUGGGUAGAUGUUCUCAACUCUAUGGGCAGAGGCUGGUCCUACAUAAGCUGUGUUGGCCCUGGUACCUGAAGACCUGGAAGAGAGGCCUCUCUGUGGCUCAGUCUCCUCAUCUGUCAAAGGGAUAAUGAUACUCAUCUUGCCCAGGGCCUUGGGAGGGGCAGACCCAGGCCUGCUGUUAGUGGUCAUGCACAGCCCAGCUCAGGGAUUGCCACUGCAUCACACAAGAUCAAAUGCCCCCAUGGCAUUACUGUUAGAUGACACUGGAAAAAACACAAUGGAACAGGGUAAGGAUUCCAGGAUGAAAUAAUCAGCAGGCGUUUCUUCAGUCUGUUGUUCUCUUUCUACAGAUGGGAAGCUCAGGACCAGCAAGCCAGGUUAGUAAGUAACUUACGGGACAUGAGGAGCAAAGUCUGUAUUCAGACCCAGACCUUCCGAAAAGAAUUAACAUUGAUCAGAUUGAUUUUCCGGUCUGUCCUUGGCUAGACACUGGAGCACAACACCCCCCCACCCCACCCCCCUCCACACACACCCAGGGCUGUUAUCUCAAAGGCAGCGUAUGUGGGCUCUUCAACUCCUCUAUCCUCAGACCCUCCCCCACCCACAUCCCAUUGGCUGCUCCUGCUCUCACUUCCCCCACUGGGCCCUGCCAGCUGGUUAUGGUGAAGAUUGAAUAGGAUUCUGUUAGGGAGAGAGCUACCUUUGUUUUGGAAAUUGCUGUUGUAGUCAGACUGAUGACAGAAGAGGAAGAAAGGAGAAAACAAGAGAUGGCCAGAGGCUCUGCUUGUAGAAAUGACCCAAAUUUUGCCUUCUCCAUGAGACCAAUGCAGACCUCUCUAUUUAAAAUUGAAUCAUGUGCCCCCUUUUCCCCCAGUAUGGUUGAUCCCUCACCUUUGCUCUUCUCUGUCUCUUUGCCAGAGCAGUCACCGCAUUCUAAUCUACCCUGUAAUUUGCUUAUUUAUCGCUUUGUUUAUGUCAUGUCUCCCCCUCUAGACUACACUCCAGGAAGGCAAAGUCUCUGUCUCUUUGCUCAAAUACCUCCCAAAUGCCUGGAGUGGGCCUGAUGCAUGGCUCCGCGGCCACAGUCCUCAUCCUCAACGACAUACGUCCAGCACCAUGAAGGGCUUCCUCUUCGCUGGUAUCAUCGUCAUGCUCACGGUUGCAGCUGUAGAAUCCUUGAGUUGUGUGCAGUGUAAUUCGUUGACAGACCCCUGUGUUGACGGAAAUGCCGUUGAGUGUCCCGCAAAUGCCAGUAUCAGCUGUACCACUUUCUUGACGAACUUUUCUCUAGGAGAAAACAUCACAUGGUAUGAGGAUAAGGCCUGCUCUGCGGAUAAUUGCAGCGUGGCUGAGACCUUCACAGUCCACGUAUCUGCUAAUGAAACCUUCCAUUUUGCAAGCCAGUGUUGCCAAGGAAAGGCGUGCAAUGACACCAACGACACCAUAGAUCCCCCACAGGAAGAGGUGUCCAGCAACACAGGGUGCUCUGCAUGUUAUGGAUCUAGUGAAACUUCCUGUAAUGAGACAACCCAGAAAUGUUAUAAAGAAGAAAGAUGUGUCAGUCUAAUCGCAGAAUUUAAGAAUGAGAUGAAGCUCGUGCUGAAAGGCUGCUCCAAUGUCAGCAACUCCACCUGUGAGUUCCUGGCUACUGGAAAUCGGACGGUUGGAGGAGUCACUUUCCUAAAGUUUGAGUGUGAAAACAGCUCCGAUGUCUCCUCAACACCCACUCCCACUCCCCCGAGCUCCACCAGUGACACUGGCUCUAAAGGCUUCUUCACACCCUUGACCCUUGGCAGCCUUCUCCUGCUGAGGUUGCUGCUCUGAGAUCUGCACCCUCAAACCCCCCCGUCCCCUGUUUAACUGCUCAGUGAGUAACAGUAGCAGUCACAGCCUUCCAGGUAAUGCCCUGUGAUAGCCACAUUAUUCCUUAUUAUUAAAGCAUUGAUUCAUUCAAUGACCAAAUCUGUCCUGAUAUGUUCUGGGCUGGGCUUCCUUCAAGCCACUGUCCAGCACCACUUCCCAGUUACUUGCCUUUGAAAUCUUUGCACCUUUGUGUGUGGGCUCUCAGGACCUCCCUGAUCCCUGUCUAAUUUGCUUCUGAGAAGCAGACCCUUCCACCUUGCUGGCAUCUUUUGCUUACAGCCCUGCACUUCUGGGGAUCAACAUGCCACUGUCCCCAUCCUCACACUCGGAGGGAGGGGCCCAGCCAUAAUGCCCUGUGUUGACCCCAGCACUGAUAUUUGGCUCUUCAGCAAUUGAACUGGCUGUAGUCUCGGGCCCACAGUGACAUUGUCUAGGACACUGUCACCACCAGACCCAAAGUGGGUGCACAGGGGUUGCUGAAAGUUGUCAGAUUCCCCUGCCUAACCUCCCAGGCAGGGGCAUAAUGCUGUCAGUGCCCUGCUGACUAGGUGUCUCUAAGCCUUGUGCAGAAUGGAACAUGGCUACAGAGGCCCAGCCCCUCCUCUCAGAGAACUACAAUCAAAGGCAGAGUCCUCAACUCCACAGCAGAUACCCAGGGAGCAAGAAAACCAUUCAAUCCAAUAUGCACAGAAGCCCAGUUUUAGUAAAUAAGGGGGGCCUUGAGCUGGACUUGGAAGAAUGGGGUUUUCUGUAAUAAAAACUUUUAAAGGUGUAA